Messenger RNA from Erinaceus europaeus (western European hedgehog), 6152 nucleotides. RefSeq names its product RNA polymerase I subunit A (gene POLR1A). Bases 121 to 5289 code for a protein of 1722 amino acids. The record is from RefSeq and is a predicted model, not a curated record. Gene Ontology annotation, molecular function: DNA-directed RNA polymerase activity; DNA binding. The transcript is spliced from 34 exons. NCBI's taxonomy places the organism in Eukaryota, Metazoa, Chordata, Mammalia, Eulipotyphla, Erinaceidae. Gene Ontology annotation, cellular component: RNA polymerase I complex. Gene Ontology annotation, biological process: DNA-templated transcription.
UCUCGCGCGCAAGCGCAGUGAAAUGCACAUGGUGGCGCCGGGCUAGAGGCAGAGUUGAGAAUUGAGUAGUCGAGCUCGGAACAUCCUUCGGUGUGUCUGGACUCGAAAUUGACCUGGAGGAUGUUAGGCUCCAAGAACACGCCCUGGCGGCGGCUUCAGGGCAUUUCCUUCGGGAUGUACUCAGCCGAAGAACUCAAGAAACUAAGUGUUAAAUCCAUUACAAACCCUCGGUACGUGGAUAGUCUGGGAAACCCAUCAGUGAAUGGCCUGUAUGAUCUAGCUUUGGGUCCUGCGGAUUCUAAAGAAGUUUGUUCCACCUGCGUACAAGACUUCAGCAACUGCUCUGGGCAUCUGGGCCAUAUCGAGCUCCCACUCACAGUGUAUAACCCUCUCCUCUUUGAUAAACUCUACCUGCUACUCCGGGGAGCCUGUUUAAACUGUCACAUGCUGACUUGCCCCAGGGCUGUGAUUCACCUGUUAGUCUGCCAACUGAAAGUUCUGGAAUUGGGGGCUCUACAAGCAGUCUAUGAAUUGGAGAGAAUUCUGAACAGGUUUCUGGAAGAAAAUGCUGAUCCUACUGGCUUUGAAAUCCAGGAAGAGUUAGAACAAUAUACCACUAAAAUUGUACAGAACAACCUUCUAGGAUCCCAUGGUGCACAUCAGGUGAAAAAUGUUUGUGAGAGCAGGAGCAAACUCAUUGCCAACUUUUGGAAGGCACAUAUGACUGCUAAGCGGUGUCCCCAUUGCAAGACUGGACGGUCAGUUGUUCGAAAGGAGCACAAUAGUAAACUGACAGUUACAUAUCCAUCCAUGGUGCACAAGAAAACUGACCAGAAGGACUCAGAAUCUCCAGGAAUUGAGGAAGCUCAGUUAGGAAGACGAGGGUAUCUGACACCCAGCAGUGCCCGGGAGCAUCUUACAGCUCUUUGGAAGAAUGAAGGAUUCUUUCUGAAUUACCUUUUUUUGGGACUGGCGGAUGUUGGCAUGGAGUCUGGAUUCAAUCCCAGUAUGUUCUUUCUGGAUUUCUUGGUGGUGCCACCCUCAAGGUACCGCCCUGUUAAUCGCUUGGGAGACCAGAUGUUUACCAAUGGCCAAACAGUGAACUUGCAAGCUGUCAUGAAGGACAUAGUUCUGAUCCGAAAGCUUCUGGCAUUGAUGGCUCAUGAACAGAAGUUGCCAACUGAGGUGGCAGAAUCUGCCACAGAUAAGGAGAAAGACUCUUCUUUUGUUAUGGACCGAUCCUUUUUGACUAUGCUGCCUGGCCAGUCCCAUAUAGACAAACUUUAUAACAUCUGGAUUCGCCUACAAAGUCAUGUCAAUAUUGUGUUUGACAGUGAGAUGGACAAAUUAAUGAUGGAAAAAUUCCCUGGCAUUAGACAGAUCCUGGAGAAGAAGGAAGGCUUAUUUCGAAGGCACAUGAUGGGAAAGCGAGUAGACUAUGCCGCCCGCUCCGUCAUCUGCCCAGACAUGUACAUCAACACCAACGAAAUUGGAAUUCCCAUGGUUUUUGCCACAAAACUGACCUACCCUCAGCCAGUUACCCCUUGGAAUGUUCAGGAACUGAGACAAGCAGUCAUCAAUGGCCCCAACGUGCACCCAGGAGCCUCUAUGGUCAUCAACGAGGAUGGCAGUCGCACAGCCUUGAGUGCUGUGGACCUAACCCAGCGAGAGGCUGUGGCCAAACAACUCCUGACACCAGCCACAGGGACUCCUAAGCCCCAGGGAACAAAAAUCGUGUGCCGGCAUGUGAAGAAUGGGGAUGUGCUUUUGUUGAACCGACAGCCCACCUUGCAUAGACCUUCUAUUCAGGCCCACCAUGCCCGCAUCCUGCCUGAAGAGAAAGUCCUACGGCUCCACUAUGCCAACUGCAAGGCCUACAAUGCUGACUUUGAUGGAGAUGAAAUGAAUGCUCACUUCCCCCAGAGUGAGCUGGGCCGGGCUGAGGCCUCCAUCCUGGCCUGCACAGACCAGCAGUACCUUGUGCCCAAGGAUGGCCAGCCCUUGGCAGGGCUAAUCCAAGAUCAUAUGGUCUCAGGUGCAAACAUGACUAUUCGAGGUUGCUUUUUCACCCGGGAGCAAUAUAUGGAGCUGGUGUACCGAGGACUGACGGACAAAGUGGGUCGUGUGAAGCUUUUCCCUCCUGCCAUCCUGAAGCCCUUCCCACUGUGGACAGGAAAGCAGGUGGUGUCAACACUUUUCAUCAACAUCAUCCCAGAGGGCUACGUUCCACUGAACUUAUCUGGAAAGGCAAAGAUUGGUGGGAAAGCCUGGGUGAAGGAGUCUCCUCGGCCUGUUCCCGGCUUUAACCCUGACUCAAUGUGCGAGUCCCAGGUGAUCAUCAGGGCAGGGGAGCUGCUCUGCGGAGUACUGGACAAGGCGCACUAUGGGAGCUCCGCCUACGGCCUGGUCCACUGCUGCUAUGAGAUCUACGGUGGUGAAACCAGUGGCAAGGUCCUCACCUGCCUGGCCCGUCUCUUCACCGCUUACUUGCAACUCUAUAGGGGCUUCACCUUGGGUGUAGAAGAUAUUUUGGUUAAGCCAAAAGCAGAUGUCAGGAGACACAGGAUUGUCGAAGAGUCCACACUCUGUGGUCCCCGGGCUGUGAGAGCUGCAUUAAACCUUCCAGAAGCAGCAUCAUGUGAUGAAGUCCGAGGGAAAUGGCAGGAUGCCCAUCUGGGCAAAGACCAGAGGGAUUUUAACAUCAUUGAUAUGAAGUUCAAGGAGGAAGUGAACCAUUACAGCAAUGAAAUUAACAAGGCCUGUAUGCCUUUUGGCUUGCACAGACAGUUCCCAGAGAACAACUUACAGAUGAUGGUGCAGUCUGGAGCCAAGGGUUCAACUGUGAACACCAUGCAGAUUUCCUGCCUUUUGGGUCAGAUUGAAUUGGAAGGUCGGAGACCCCCACUGAUGGCAUCCGGCAAGUCACUCCCCUGCUUUGAGCCUUAUGAAUUCACCCCCCGGGCUGGCGGCUUUGUCACUGGCAGAUUCCUCACUGGCAUCAAACCUCCUGAGUUCUUCUUUCACUGCAUGGCAGGGCGAGAGGGUCUGGUCGACACCGCUGUGAAAACCAGCCGUUCUGGCUAUCUGCAAAGGUGCAUCAUCAAGCACCUGGAGGGGCUGGUCGUGCAGUAUGACCUCACAGUCCGAGACAGUGACGGCAGCGUAGUGCAGUUCCUGUAUGGCGAAGAUGGCCUGGACAUCCCCAAGACACAGUUCCUACAGCCCAAGCAGUUCCCCUUCCUCGCCAGCAACUAUGAGGUGAUAAUGAAGUCAAAGCAUCUUCAUGAAGUUUUGUCCAAAGCAAAUCCCCAAAAAGCGCUCCGUCACUUCAGAGCCAUCAAAAAAUGGCAAAACAAGCAUCCCAACACCCUGUUGAGAAGAGGCGCCUUCUUGAAUUAUUCCCAGAAAAUCCAGGCAGCUGUGAAAGCCUCCAACCUCGAGGGCAAGAGCCAGAGCAGCCGCAGUUACGAGACUCAAGAGAUGUUGAGAAUGUGGUAUGAAUUAGAUGAACAAAGCCGGAGGAAAUACCAGAAAAAGGCAGCUCCCUGUCCUGACCCCAGUCUGUCAGUCUGGCGCCCAGAUAUCUACUUUGCUUCCGUGUCAGAAACAUUUGAAAAAAAGGUGGAUGACUACAGUCGUGAGUGGGCAGCUCAAGCUGAGAAGAGCUUUGAAAAAUCAGAGCUUUCCCUUGACAGGUUGAGGACCCUGUUGCAGUUCAAGUGGCAGCGUUCACUGUGCGACCCAGGGGAGGCUGUGGGCCUGCUGGCUGCCCAGAGCAUCGGAGAGCCCUCCACACAGAUGACCCUGAACACUUUCCACUUUGCGGGCAGAGGCGAGAUGAAUGUCACUCUGGGUAUCCCGAGGUUGAGGGAGAUUCUCAUGGUGGCCAGCGCCAACAUCAAGACACCCAUGAUGAGUGUGCCAGUGCUCCACACCAAGAAAGCGCAGAAGAGAGUGAGAAGCCUGAAGAAGCAGCUCACCAGGGUGUGCUUAGGGGAGGUCUUACAGAAAAUUGAUGUCCAAGAGUCCUUCUGUAUAGGGGAAAAUCAGAACAAGUUCCAGGUGUACCAGCUGCGGUUUCAGUUCCUGCCACAUGCAUAUUAUCAGCAAGAGAAAUGCCUGAAACCCAAGGACAUCCUGCACUUCAUGGAAACCAGAUUCUUUAAAAUUCUGAUGGAAUCGAUCAGAAAGAAGAAUCAAAAGGCAUCGGCUUUCAGAAAUGUAAACUCUCGAAGAGCAACACAGCGUGAUAUAGACGAUGCAGGCGAGUCUGAGAAGAAUCGGGGAGAGCAGGAAGGUAACGAGGAAGAGGAAGGCCACAUUGUGGACGCAGAAGCUGAGGAGGGAGAUGCCGAUGCCUCUGAUGCCAAACGAAAGGAGAAGCAAGAGGAAGAGGUUGACUAUGAGAGUGAAGAGGAGGAAGAAAAAGAGGGAGAGGAGGAGGAGGAGGACGCCCAGGAGGAAGGGACCCUGCCUGGGAAAGAUGGCCACAAGACCCAGGAGCAAGAUGAAGAGAUGGGCUCAGGGGCUGAGGAUGAAGAGGACUUGAAGCCAGCUGCCCCCCUGACACAGCACCAGAAACCCACUGGCAGCCAAGAGCCUCAGAGAGCAGAGACUGAGGAGCACCGGGCGCAGGCCGUGUGUGAAUCCCACCCAUACAUAGAGCGCUACCAGUACGACACUGAGGAGAGCCUGUGGUGUGAGGUGACAUUGAAGCUCCCUCUGAUGAAAAUUAACUUUGACAUGAGCUCCCUGGUUGUGUCCUUGGCCCACAACACCGUAAUCUACUCAACUAAGGGCAUCACGAGGUGCUUCCUGAAUGAAAUCAACAGUAGUAAGAAUGAGAAAGAACUUGUCUUAAACACAGAAGGAAUCAACCUCCCAGAGCUCUUCAAGUACUCAGAGAUCCUGGAUUUGCACCGCCUCUAUUCCAAUGACAUUCACGCAAUGGCCAGUACGUACGGCAUUGAGGCAGCGCUGCGGGUGAUUGAGAAGGAAAUCAGGGACGUGUUUGCUGUAUACGGCAUUGCAGUUGAUCCCCGCCACCUCUCCCUGGUUGCUGACUACAUGUGCUUUGAGGGCGUGUAUAAGCCACUGAACCGAUUUGGGAUCCGGUCAAACUCUUCUCCGCUGCAGCAGAUGUCAUUUGAGACCAGCUUCCAGUUUCUGAAGCAGGCCACCAUGAUGGGAUCCCGCGAUGAGCUGAGGUCCCCUUCAGCCUGCCUUGUGGUUGGCAAGGUCGUCAAGGGCGGGACAGGCCUGUUCGAGCUCAAACAGCCCUUGAGAUAGCCACUGAGGCUCCCAUCUGGAGGAUGACCCAGAGGCUUCAAGUGAGAGCCUGGCCUGCGCAACGUAUCAGGACAUCCAGAGACCAGAAUCGCAAGUGGAUCAAAAUGACAGCAUAGCAGUGAUCUCUGGGCUCCAGAAAACCACUAGCCCUUUGGCUAGACCAGCCUGACUUGGAAAGUGGCAUUGUUGUUUCUCUGCUCCUCUGCAUCUCAGGAUAUGAGCAAGGUGUCCCCUAAGCCCCCCAAGGCCUUGUGAGUUAGCCAGGCCUUCCUCUCCACUGCAGAAGGCCUCCACUGUGAAACCCCCAGUGAAACCCCUGGCUCCUCCAGGCUGAGGGAGCAGGAUCCAGUGACUGCAGUCAGGAGCCACCUGCCCCACAGCCCACUCUCCCUGUGGACCAUUUCCAAGGCUCUGCCCUGGGCCAAGCAGAGAGUGGCCUUUACACACCCAACUCCUAUGCUUGGGCCAGGAUCAGGUCUGGCUGGCAUGUGGCUGCAUGCUCUUUUAGACCAGAUCUUUCUAUGUCCCUGCGAUACACAUCAAACCCAGAUUGCCAACCAGUCUCCACAGUUUGAACAAGUUGCCUGGUUAGCUUCUGUGUCUCUGUUUCCAGUCCAGGCUUGAGGCGCAUGUUCCUUUCAUCAAGUCCUGCUCUGUCCAGGGACCUCCGACUUCCCUUAACCACUGGCAAUGACAGCAGGAGGCCCUGGCACUAGAGACUUGUACAAAAGGCUUUUGCAAAACCAUAGACUGCUUCUAUUUUUGUCUAGUGUUAUUCCAACUCCAACUCAGGAUUAAACAUCACUGGAACUAGUUUUUGGGAAAGAAAAAGAAAAAAUGAAAAUGGCUUGGGGUUUUUGCUU